Messenger RNA from Cherax quadricarinatus, 2630 nucleotides. Lineage: Eukaryota; Metazoa; Arthropoda; Malacostraca; Decapoda; Parastacidae. The record is from RefSeq and is a predicted model, not a curated record.
CGGGCAUAAGAGGAGGUACACCAUGGGGAGGUCACGCUCAAGAAGCAGGACACCUAAGAGACACAAGAGCAAGAGGUCACAUAAGAGAAGGUCGAGGUCUAGAGAGAGGGAGCGGCGCAGACAUAGAGACCGAGAGAGGUCCAAGGAACGACCCUCCAAGGCCAGCCGUAAAUUGUCACGCUCGUCUUCUUCAUCCACAACCAGUGAUGAAGAGCCAAGAACGAGAGAAAAGAAGAUUGACGAAGUUGACAGAUUGGCUGAACUAGAAAGAGUUAGGAGGCAGAGAGAAGCAGAACAGAAAAUGGUAGAGGAAGUUGCAGCUAAAAGACUGGAAGAGUUAGUAGCACGUAGAGUGGAAGAGGAAUUGGAACGGAGACGAGAUGAAAUAGAAGCUGAAGUGUUACGUCGAGUGGAGGAGGCUAAGCGCCUCAUGGAACAGCAGAUGCUAGAGGAGCUACAAGAAAAGCGUCGUCAGCAAGAAGAGGAUCAGAAGAAGCGAGAGGUAGAGCUUCUCUCCCUGGGCUUCACCGGGGAUUUUUUGCUGGCUUUGUUGAGCCUCAUUUGCAGGAGCUCUAGUGUGCAGAUUUCUAGGGAGGGAUUGUUUUACAGUGCUCCUAGCUUCAUUCUCAGUAUGGGAGAGACUGAUGGGCUGCUUUCUAGGCCAAUAUUUAUGCAGUUACCAAUUUCAGGAAGGCUAAAGCUUUUGCACCUGAGAGGGAACCAGGGAGGGUAAUUCAUGAAAGGAAAACAUUGGGUGAAGCUGAUAUGAAUUUUAUGAAUCUUUUAAAUUAAUGUUCAUUAAGAGAGCUGUAAACAAAUACUGUAACUUAAUGUGAUGCAAUGCCUUAGUAGCUUUUGGUCUUUUUUUUUUCCUGGGACUUUACAGUGAUUUCUGUAUAAAAAAUGUAUUGUAUUCAACAUUUAAAUCAGGAGUAACAGGAUUAAUAAAUUUCUACAGUAGGUUAUCAGAAAAAAAACAGCAAAAAUAAAAGUAUACAGUAAUACAAUUGUCUAAUAACUGUUAUUUAAUUCAUAAUUAGGUAAAAGAUGAUAGAUCAAUAAAUUUCCAUUCUGCAUGAAGACUAACUCACACUCUUUCAGCUGAUUCUUUGUGUUUUGAAAGUGAAAUGUGAAUUUGAGCCAUUUAAAGAUUCCAGAGAUGUGCUGUACAAACUUUGUAAUCUCUGGUAUGUGAUGCAGUUUAACCAUGUUGCUCCCAGACAGUUAUCAAGUUGAGUGUGAAGUGACUGGCUGUUGUCUUUUUUUCCCUCACUGUCUCCCAUUUGUGUUGUAUCAUUAUACUGUUGUAUACAUGUAUUUCCUUAUAAAUAUUAUGUAUCUCCUUCAUAUUCCUAAUCAUAUGUACUGUAUGCGUGUGUAUAUGGUUGUGAGUAUGAUUUGUUCAUGUUUGUCUGGAAAAACACAAACAUAGCAGUGUGGCAAUGAGGCACUUUAGUGGACAACCACUGUAAACAGACUAGACAUAAUAAUGGCGGCUUGCAACCAAGAAUUGUCAGCUGCGGAUUUUAGGCCAGAGCAGUUCUAGGAGUGGAUUUGACGGCAUCUUUAUGGUAACUAUAUAACAGGUAUAGUGAUUUUUACAAUGGAUGCAGCAUAAAUUCAUUAAGCUAGUAUGUUUCCAUUAUAUAAUUAAACAAUUAUAGAACCUGGAGUCUUGAAUUAUAUUUAUUUUUCAGUACAGUACAUGGUGAACUAAAAUGCAGAAUUUUCAUGGCUUGCAGUGGAAGCUUGCCAGUUUAAUGGGUUUUGUUGUGUCUAGAUUCUUCUUGCAAAGUAUCAGCAACUUCUGUUUAGUUUGUUACUUAGGAGUUCAAUUAAAUUGUUCUUAUGGAUCCUUUGCAGGGAGAUUUUUUUACUGUGUCUUGUGUCUUAGUGUUUGCAGUAAGCAUGUUGUAUAUAAGAAAAUGUCAUACUUCUUUUCAAUGUUGAAUACUCAGACCAACAUGCUUGCUAAUAGAAUUAUUUAACUCUGAAUUAAGUACUAUUUUAAAGUCUGUAUUGUCAUAUAUUUCCCUUUGCCUUUGUACCCAUUGUGACCAUUGAUGUUUGAUAUGAAUUUCAUUUUAUGGUAGUUAUUUUCUGCUAGCUACUAGAUACCUUCACUUCUUUGCCAUCAGCUCCUGUGUACAGACUCCUUAAUAAUAUAUUUUUUAUAAAAUACUUAACCAAAAUGCUGUUUAUUAAGCUUUUAGAAAAACCUAGAUUGUUCGAGGUUUACGUAUGUCCUUUAAUGUAUAUUUACAAAUAUACGUUUUUAAAGAUAUAUGUACAUCUCACAAUAUUUAUUUACAUACAGAAUAUGAAGCAAUGUUUGCUUGGGAUAGAGGUUAUUCAGCAUAGCUGAUCAAACUUUUUUUUUUUUUUUUUUUUUUUUUUUUAUACUGUGCAUUACACCAAAAAGAGAAAUUUAAAAGUUGUUAGAUUGAAGAAGUGUUGGUGUCUGGUAACUAGCUUCCAUUUACAUGACCACCAGACUUAAUAAAUUCUGACACUGUGUGACGCCUCAUUCUGCUUUCUAGGAGGAGGAACGUAAGCAACGUGAGGAACUGGAACGGAUUAUGGAAGAGAAUAAGCGGAAGAUAGAAAUUGCACAGAUGAAAUUGGUACGU